This is a messenger RNA of Cyprinus carpio (common carp), 4237 nucleotides long. Its product is annotated as syntaxin-binding protein 5-like. Gene Ontology annotation, molecular function: myosin II binding; GTPase activator activity; syntaxin binding. NCBI's taxonomy places the organism in Eukaryota, Metazoa, Chordata, Actinopteri, Cypriniformes, Cyprinidae. Gene Ontology annotation, biological process: regulation of protein secretion; regulation of exocytosis. The record is from RefSeq and is a predicted model, not a curated record. Gene Ontology annotation, cellular component: cytoplasm; SNARE complex; plasma membrane.
CCCUGCGGCUCCAGGUGCAGAGUCCCACCCCUCAUUUCUGCAAUGUGACGCCAGGCUCACUCAGCGCUCCACAGUCUUGCCUGGUCACCGGGAAAAGCGUUUGGAAGGCGGCUUCAGUCAUCCAGUCUGGAGUGCGCAUGCGCGGCGCUGCAGCGGUGUUUCCGCGUUGAGUGGCGAGCAGAAGGGAUCGAGCGAGUGAGAGAGUGGGAGUGAGAGGAUAGAGGGAAUUUGAGACGCAGCGGGACGCCGAGUCAGAAUAAACGGACACCCCACAAACGCUAAUAAAAAGCAAAAAAUAUCACCGUUCACAACCCAAGCUUUAAGCCAUGGAGGACACGGUGAAAACACUUAAAAUGUGAGGUUUAAAGAGACGUGCUGCAGAAACGAGCGAGAGCGGCUUUCCCUCUCAUCAUCCACGGCUGAUCUCGACUCGGUGCUCCCGUCCCCCUCCGUCUCUCGCACCGGGGGGAAAAUGAAGAAGUUUAAUAUUCGUAAGGUGCUGGACGGCUUGACGGCCGUGUCGUCCCCUUCUCCAUCCCCGCAGCUCGGGGCCAAGGAGAACGAGCUCAUCCCGGAGACGCUCCAGUCUGAACACUUCCAGAUCUGCAAGACUGUGCGCCAUGGCUUCCCUUAUCAGCCCUCCUCUAUGGCAUUCGACCCCGUCCAGAAAAUCCUUGCCAUCGGGACUCAGAGUGGGGCUUUACGAUUAUUCGGCCGACCCGGUGUGGAGUGUUACUGUCAGCACGAGAGCGGAGCAGCCGUCAUACAGCUACAGUUUCUCAUAAAUGAAGGGGCGCUGGUUAGUGCUUUGGCUGAUGAUAGUAUUCACCUGUGGAACCUGCGACAGAAGAGACCAGCUGUGCUGCACUCACUCAAGUUCAACAAGGAGAGGAUAACGUUCUGUCAUCUGCCCUUCCAAAGUAAAUGGCUGUACAUCGGCUCGGAACGAGGAAACAUCCACAUUGUGAAUGUGGAGUCCUUUACCCUCUCAGGAUAUACCAUCAUGUGGAACAAAGCCAUUGAACUGUCCUCCAAGGCCCACCCCGGCCCAGUCGUUCACAUUAGUGACAAUCCUAUGGAUGAGGGCAAGCUCAUAAUAGGAUUUGAGUCUGGGAUCGUAGUGCUGUGGGAUUUGAAAUCAAAGAGAGCUGACUACCGGUACACUUAUGAUGAGGCGAUCCAUUCGGUGGCCUGGCACCACGAGGGGAAGCAGUUUAUCUGCAGUCACUCAGACGGCACCCUGACCAUAUGGAAUAUAAAGUCCCCAGCCAAGCCCGCACAGACAAUCACGCCAAACGGAAAGCAGCCUAAAGAUGGAAAAAAGCCAGAGCCUUGCAAACCCAUUCUUAAAGUAGAGUACAAGACCACGCGAGCAGGGGAUCCGUUUAUGAUCUUCUCUGGUGGUUUGUCAUAUGACACUGUUGGUCGACGGCCAUGCUUGACAGUAAUGCAUGGAAAGAGCACGGCAGUACUGGAGAUGGAUUAUCCCAUUGUAGAUUUCCUCACCCUGUGUGAAACGCCAUAUCCUAAUGAUUUUCAGGAACCAUAUGCUGUAGUGGUCCUCCUCGAAAAGGAUUUAGUUGUUAUUGACCUUGCACAAAAUGGUACCCUAUCUUUGAAAAAUCCGUAUCCCAUGAUGAUUCACGAGUCUCCUGUGACAUGUUGUGAGUACUUAGCCGAUUGUCCUGUGGACCUCAUACCUGCACUUUACUCUGUUGGGUCUCGCCAGAAACGACAGGGCUACAGCAAAAAGGAAUGGCCUAUCAGUGGUGGAAACUGGGGCUUGGGCACACAAAGCUACCCUGAAAUAAUAAUAACUGGGCAUGCAGAUGGUUCAGUGAAGUUCUGGGAUGCUUCAGCAAUAAUGCUCCAGGUCCUGUACAAGCUGAAGACAGCUAAGGUGUUUGAGAAGGCACGCUGUAAGGAGGAGAAACCCAACACAGAGAUUGUGGAUGAGGACCCAUUCGCCAUUCAGUUGAUGUCUUGGUGUCCCGAGAGCCGCAUGCUUUGUGUGGCUGGUGUUUCUGCACAUGUCAUCAUAUACAGGUUCAGCAAACAAGAAAUCACCACAGAGGUUGUGCAGUUAUUGGAGGUCAGGUUACAGUAUGAGCUGAAUGAUCUGGAGUCUCCAGAAGGGGGAGGAGAUCAGACACCAGCUCCUCCCACACCAAGCACCUCCCCCAGUCCACAAACCGCUGCCCCUCAGACACACACCUCCACUAGCAGCAACUCGUCAGAUGGGAUCCGAGACAACAUACCCUGCCUAAAGGUGCGCAGCAGUCCUCUGAAGCAGUCUCCAGGGUAUCAGGUGGAGCUGGUGGUACAGCUGGUGUGGGUCAGUGGAGAGCCGCCCCAGCAGAUCAGCAGCUUGGCCAUCAACUCCAGCUAUGGCUUGGUGGUGUUUGGCAAUAGCAAUGGUCUGGCAGUAGUGGAUUACUUACAGAAGACUGUUCUGUUGAAUCUGGGAACUGUGGAAUUGUACGGCUCUAAUGAUCCGUAUCAGAGACAACUGCGAUCUCCCCGCAAGAGCCGACAGCCUUCUGGAGGGCUUUGUGACAUUAAUGAGGGCUCAGCCACCUCAGAGGAUCGCUGCAAAUCCCCCACCUCAGUCUUUAUGUCAAACCAUCAGCAAUUCUUCAAUGGAGGAGGGAGAGGAGCAAAGAUGUCACGGAAAUUAAGCUUGCCUACUGAGCUAAAGCCAGACUUGGACAACAGGGACAACUCCUUCAGCCGCUCACGGAGCUCCAGUGUGACCAGUAUUGACAAGGAAGCACGAGAGGCCGUAACAUCUUUCUAUUUCUGUGAGACGUACAACCGUAAAACAGAUGGUGGACUUACACCUAGUCUGUGGGUUGGCACGUCCUUGGGAACAGUCUUGGCAAUCUCCCUCAACAUGCCCCCUGCUGGAGAGCAGAGGCUUCUGCAACCAGUCAUCGUCUCCCCUUGUGGAACUCUUGUCAGGUUGAAGGGCAGCAUUCUCCGGAUGGCUUUCCUAGAUUCUACAGGGUCUCUCCUCCCUUCUGCUUUUGAGCCAUGGUAUGAACCCAAUGCUCCGGCCAAUGGAGAGGAGCGGGACAAGGUCCGUAAGAGACGGCCGGUGUCUGUCUCCCCAUCCACAUCCCAGGAACUGAAUGAAAACCAAUAUGCUGUGCUGUGCUCUGAGAAACAGGCCAAAGUCAUAUCCCUGCCCUCUCAGACCUGUGUAUUUAAACACAACAUCACCGAAACAUCUUUUGUGCUGCGGGCAGAUGUGGUACAGAUUAACACCGGCAUUUGUGUGGCCUGCUUCUGUGCCAAUGGACACAUCAUGACCCUCAGUCUGCCAGGGUUGAGGCCACUGCUGGAUGUAAAUUACCUACCCCUGACAGAUAUGCGGAUAGCGAGAACGUUCUGCUUCACCAACCUCGGCCAGGCCUUGUACCUGAUUUCCCCUACUGAGAUCCAGAGGAUCACCUACAGCCAGGAGGUCUGCGAGAACUUACAGGAGAUGCUAGGUGAGCUGUUUACUCCGGUGGAGACGCCUGAAGCUCCUAACAGGGGAUUCUUUAAGGGUCUGUUCGGAGGAGGAGCACAGUCUCUAGACAGAGAAGAGCUCUUCGGUGAGUCAGGAGCCGGGAAAGCACCACGCAGUCUCGCUCAGCACAUUCCAGGUCCUGGGGGUAUAGAAGGCAUGAAGGGGGCAGCGUCAGGCAUCGUGGGUGAUCUUGCUCGAGCUCGGAUAGCGUUGGACGAGAGAGGGCAAAAACUGAGCGAGGUGGAAGAGCGGACGGCAGCCAUGAUGGCCAGUGCUGACACGUUCUCCAAACACGCUCAUGAGAUGAUGCUAAAGUGUAAGGAUAAAAAAUGGUACCAGUUCUGAUCUCCGCAAAACAGCAGAGCCCAAAGGGACUCAGGAGUUCUCCUACACAGCCUUGUUCAUCCGUAAUCCUUCUCCCACUCCCAUCUUUAUCUCUCCUCUGCUGGACCAGUGGGAUCCCUCGCUCUUUCCUAGCACAAUAUUAAAUACAGUCUGCUUACAGAACUGCGGCACAGACUGAGAGUGGCCCAAAUCUGAGGAAUACCAUACCAUGAUGGCGUCCACUCUUCCGUUUUUGUUUGUUUGUUUAAUAUCGCCAAUCCCCUCUCAUGGUGGCUGGGCUUUGCACGCCCUGGAAUUCCAUUUCUUCUCUCAGUCUUUGAAUUGUUUUUGUGCUGUUGUUUUUUUGCAAUCACGUCCUGCCUCUCACAUCCGAGAGCA